Molecule: messenger RNA, 1575 nt
Organism: Phaedon cochleariae (mustard beetle)
Lineage: Eukaryota; Metazoa; Arthropoda; Insecta; Coleoptera; Chrysomelidae
Source: the annotation of a GenBank genome assembly
AUGGAAAAGCACGACUGCAAAUUGCACCACACCACUCAAGUGAGCAUCCUGAACCAAGUGAUCGAGACCGGCCUGUUCAUCAACCUGCGCAGGAAGCUGCACAGCCUCUUCAUGAUCAAUGUGGACCAUCCCAUGACGGUAGUCUACUACAAGUCGAUGACAGCCAGGAUUCGCGAGGAAAUCAGGCACCUGGCCAACUAUCGCUGGAUGAUCCACCCCUACAGUUUGUUCGCCCUCUACUGGGAGUUCUUCAUUUUCAUCAUCUAUACGGCGCAGUUCGUCACUCUGGCCAUCGUGUCGGCCAAACACGUCUACUUCCGGAGACCAACGGCCAUGGUCCUCUGGAAGAUAUCGCUCGACUACAUCAUGACCAUCGAUAUCAUCAAGACGUUCAUCACGGGCUACUACGAUCCGCAAGAGAACAAGACCGUGUUGCAUCCCCCGUUGAUAGCCAGGAGGUACCUGCGCACUUAUUUCGUACUCGAUUUGAUAGUUUGCCUGCAUACCUACUUGGUGCCAAUCAGAAUCAUCUUCAACGACUACGAGGUAUUCGAGAACAACACAUUCGUGCUGGCAGUAACUCUGAAAGGCUUCAUAGGCUUCCGAAUACUCCGCAUGAAAAGAUGGCUGGACGCCUUGGAACUCUUCAGGCUGUACGCGAACCUAUCCAGCGUCCUGAACCGAGCCUUCCGAGCCGUCCUUCUCUUCGUCAUGCUCGUCCUCUACCUCUACAUCAUCAUAUUCCAAAUAGAAGAGAUGAUCGAGAAGAACUUCAUUCCCAUCGAGGACAGGGACUGGAACAAGCAGCUGAUGAAGUGCUUUUAUUCGGCUACUUUGAUGCUGCUACACGUCAGCUAUGGCGACAAGACCAUCAGCCACCCCCUCAAGGUCAUCGUAUCGCUGAUCUUCAUGGCAGUAGGCUACUGCUUGCAGUUGUUUCUCUACACGCUCAUCCUCCAAGUGUGGGUGAAGUUCUCUAACGCGCGGAGCAAGAACGAGAGCCUCUUCCAGCAGUUCACCGAGUACCUCAAGUACAAGGACCUGCCGAUGAGCCUGCGCAAGAAGUUCUUCGCCUUCUACCAGUUCAGGUUUCAGAACCAGUUCUACAACGAGGCGCACAUCAACAGGAUGAUCUCGAUAAUACUGCGGCAGGAGAUCCUGGUCUACGUGACCAAGAACCACGUGCAGCGAGUGGAGUUCUUCCAGGACCUGCCCGAUCACGUGCUGAGGAAGAUCGUGUCGAAGCUCAAGUCAGAGGUCUACCUGGCCAAUGACGUCAUCAUCAAGGCGGGAGUGGCAGGUACCUGCAUGUUCUUCAUCUACUUUGGGACGGUGGCGAUUUACACGUACGCCGGUAGAGAAAUUUGUCAUCUGGAAGAUGGCGCCCAUUUCGGGGAGAUCGCGCUGAUCUACAACGAACCUAGGGUGGCCACAGUGGUUGCGGUCACGCCUUGCGAGUUGUUCGUGCUGAACAGGUCGGACUUUUUGGAUGUUUUGAAACCGUUUCCGGAAAUCCAGGACAAGAUUGUCAAGUUGGCUGAGGAGAGACUGAGAACGACCGUCUUCCAGGGAUGA